Molecule: messenger RNA, 903 nt
Organism: Prorocentrum cordatum
Lineage: Eukaryota; Dinophyceae; Prorocentrales; Prorocentraceae
Source: the annotation of a GenBank genome assembly
AUGUUUCCUCGGCCGGGCGGUGGGAUGGCCGCGUGCGGGAGCGCUACCGCGCUCGGGCUGGACUCGCCGACGGCGCUGGAAGGCCGCCUGCUGCGCCGCGAGACGUUGCAGGUAGUUUGCAUGGCGGCCGCCAGCGACGGCCUGUUGUGGGUCGGGCUCGAGGCUGGAGGGGUGCUGUCCUUCGACCCCAUGCAGGACAUGCGGGACAGCCGGUACUGGCACGGGCAGGAGGUGAGCGUCAAUAUCAUAGAGCGUAUAGAGUACCCCAGGGACGCUGGACAAGGUUCGUGGCAGCAGUCGGCCGCGCAUGCUUGGGAUUUGCGGCGCUCGUGGGACUGGGCCGAUCGCACCGAGGCCUGGGCCGCGGCGGACUGGUAUUGUAGAGUGGAGCUCUGGUCGGGAUCAUGGCAGGGCGCGGAGGGUCCGGACUUCCAGGGGCAGGACCUCGGGUGCGACGGGCGCGACAUCUUUAGCGCGGGCAGGCUUCCCCUCGCGAAGCCCCAGUUGAAGUGGAGCACGAUGGUUCUUCGCUUUCUCAAUUUUGCGACUGUGCGCAGUCAGACGAACGGGGUCGCGGCGCUCUCGCCAGCCACGGCGGUAAAGUUCGCCGACCAGAUGAGCCCGCCAUCCCUGGGGCCGCGGAAGAGCGCGUCUACGUCCGAGCCCCACGUGAACCAGAUGAAGACGCUGCUGGGCCAGAUGCAUGCGAUGGCCGAGCAGCUGGCAGCCGCCCAGGAGAACCUCGUCACCUCCGCGCCCCUGUCUUCCCAGCAGUUGUUCUCGAUUCAACUGACCGACCCGACCAGGGCAUCGCGAGGAGUCGAGGCCUUCUUGGACCAGGUGAGCGAACACCUCGGCUGGGGCCGCGAAGUCCGCGCGGGCUCGGAGCUGUCCGACUUCUGA